Caenorhabditis remanei is the source of this 3192-nucleotide messenger RNA. RefSeq lists its product as uncharacterized. The transcript is spliced from 15 exons. Lineage: Eukaryota; Metazoa; Nematoda; Chromadorea; Rhabditida; Rhabditidae. Bases 1 to 3192 code for a protein of 1063 amino acids. Gene Ontology annotation, biological process: microtubule-based movement. Gene Ontology annotation, molecular function: ATP binding; microtubule binding; microtubule motor activity. The record is from RefSeq and is a predicted model, not a curated record.
AUGGAGGCAUGCACAAGUAAGAGCUCGCUGCUGCUUCAUUCGCCGUUGCGAACGAUCCCAAAACUCCGACUAUGUGCAACUAUCAGUAGUGAAGACGUUGCAUACGGAAGAUGUAAUCUCACGGAUCAACAUCUUCAAAUCGAAGGAAAAAACUAUUCGAAGACAACAUUUGAUCACAUCUUCAGAACAGAUGCCACACAAGAUGAUAUGUACUCAGCAUUCCUUUCCGAUACCAUCAAUUCAGUUUUCGCUGGAAAUGAUGCUACCGUAUUGGCUAUGGGUGCAAAGGCAAAUGGAAAAGAUGAACGAUUGUACGGGAACAGUGUUUCAAGAAACGGGUUAGUCCAGAUGGCGAUUACUCAAUUGAUGAGUGCUCUUGAUGAGAAUAAAGACCCAGAAGAACGGAUUCAGGUCCGAAUGUCUGCAAUUAUGGUGUCACAAAAAGACUCUUCGAUUGUUGAUUUAUUGAGUCCAUUCAACCCAGAUCCACGUCAUCGAGUGGUCAAAAUAGUGGAUGAUGCGAAAACUGGAGUAUUUAUUGACAAUGAGAGUGAAAUUCGUGUAGAGUCGAUUGAUCAAGCACUGUUUUACCUGAAUACUGCAGUGGAUCACAGAUUGAUUCAAGACGAGCAAUCCCAUCGAACGAGUCACGUGUUCAUAUCAUUGAGUCUUUAUUCCUAUAAAAUGGGUGACAAAAUGCAAGGAGGACGUCGUCGAUUAUGCUUCUUGGAUAUGGGUAUUGGAGAGAGAAAUUCAACAAACGGAGGGAUGACAAUGCCAGCAUUGGGAAGUAUUCUGUUGGCAAUGGUACAGAGGAAUAAACAUAUUCCAUCGAGGGACUCUUCGGUGUGUCAACUCAUUCGAUGUGCAUUGAGCACGUCAAGAUUCACAACGUUCGUUUUUUCAUUUGGAUCCAAGAACGACGAUAACGAAAACAUUGCUCAUUUGGCUUGUAAGAUUGCAAGAACGAGAGCGAAGAGUGUGAUGGGACACGGACGAAAAACUUCUGGAACAUUUACCUCUGGAACAAUGGAUUCAAAUGCUUCAUCCUCAUCAUGCGGAACGACUACAAUCACACCAGGAGGAACUCCUCGAACACAGAGAAGAUUCGAAUUAGAAUCAGGUUCAGAACUGAGUGCAGCUGAAACAGUCAUAUUUCUGGGACCAAGUUGUUCAAGAACUGCGUCACCAGCAUCCACAACAAUUCCAUCCACACCAACAUCAAUCCGUCCACUCCAUCGGACGACUCGGAAUCACAGCGGUCCGGAGCCGUUGAGCAAACCUCUGAGUGUCGAGACAAAGUCUUCACCAACACACAACUGUCACGACGGUUGUAUUCACUCGAUCCCGCCCAUGCUUCGUGGGCACACUCCAUUCCUAUCACCUCAUCUAAAACUGUACGACGAGCUGUGCUCCCCUCCGAGUUCUUCUUGCACAUCACCUGUUCCUCCGGCUGCAUUCGGUGGAAAGACUGCAGAGAGGCGUGACGACUUCGGAAUCAUGAUUGCUCAACCAAGUAUCCCACUAAUGAAGGCUAAAUCCAGGUACAACUUGGACGAUGGUAAAAUGAAGCAGAUCAUGCAAUGGAUGGAAACAUCUGAAGCUCCGCCAAUUCUGUUCUCCUCCCCAUGCUAUGAAAACUCUGCUACAAGUGUAGAAGAACUCCGUGAAUGUGUUGGAAUACUGUCUCAUCCUCUUGAAGAUAUAAUUGAACAAGAAGAGGAAUCCAUGAGAACGUCUACGGUAACAACGGGCGGUUCAAAGAAAGAUCAUCCAUUGAGAAUUCUGAGCAAACAAGACUUGAACAUCGACCCGGAGAUGAAAGAUAAACAAGACGAAACUGAACUAGAACUCGUGAUGGCUGCUUCACUCUCUUCAAUGCGUUCUCACGAUAUUCUUGCCAAGCUGGAAGCGAUGAGAAUGGCUCAGAAUGGAAAUAUUGGAACAUCUCAAUCGAACACAGAUAUGGAUAUAUCUGAAAUGGAUGUUUAUAGAAGAGCGAGUCAUUUGGAAGAGUAUGCGAUGCAGAGAGUCAGAGAAAUUGAGGAUAAUAAGAUGAAGAAUAAGAAGAAAGUGAAGUUGGGAUUGAAUUGUUGCCAGCAACAAAGUAUGAUUUCUUCUGGAAGUACAGUAGUCGAUUGGAGUCAGAUUGAGAAAAAGAAAGAAAGAGAACGUGAAGUCAUUGAAGAAGAAAAACGUAAGGAGAUUCUUAGAGAACGAAGAGCAAAACUCAAAAUCACGGAACUCGAGAUUAAAAGAGAAAGAAAUCUCAUUGACAAGGAACUUGACGACAAAAAGGGAAUUGCCAACUCAAUUGCCCGUCAACUCCAACACUUUUCGUUGUCACCUUGUCGCGGUGGGCGAACUCAUCGAUCAGUGUCAACUCAUCGCAUUGACCCACCUAAUGCUUCUCUUCCAUCUACCCCAACCAUGUCUCAUAAGAAGCCGAUUGGAGGAAGUCUCGCGAAACUCAGUGCUUCUGGAGCAUCUGGAUCUGGACCUCCAUCAUCUCCGGCUCUCGGAUAUCAUCAGAGUUUACCAAGACACUCGAAGCUUCCAACUGCUGUGAAUGGAAGACGUGCUUCUGCGGAAAGAGAACGAAAAUCGAACAAGUCUUCGAGAAAUUCAAGUUCAAAAGAAAGAAGAUCAAGUGGAAGCAAAGAAGAGUUGCAAUGGAGAAGUCCUUAUGCUCAAAUGACUUCUCCAAAAGCUUAUGGAGGGCCAGGAACGUCAUCUUCUGGAAGAGGAUCGAGUGCUCCUGGGUCUGAUUUUGAGACUCCAGUUGUAUCGACAACUGAGAAGUCUACAAAUGGAACAAUGCCAAGGUCGAAGAGACAAAGUUAUUCGGCAUCAUCCGGAUACGAGUCUGCCAACGAUUAUCAUAUUUAUGCAACGACGAACAAGAAAGCAAAUAUUCUUGACAAGAAGCGAAACGAAGAGAAGCUUUCACUGGUUCGACAGGCGGACGAGAUCCGCCAUCGACAGUGGCAAUUGAAAAAAGAGCUCGAAGAAGCGAAACGAGCGAUUGGACAAGAAGAUGAUGCAAAAAUGAUUGCAAACUCGAGUGAUCAACGACUGAACGGGUUGAGUCGAACGACAAUGAUCGAUGCGAUGCUUCAAGAGAAUCGAAUUCUUGAAAAGAGACUUGUAGCGUGUCGAAAUCAUUCAAUGCUUGUUACCACUUUUAUCUAG